Apis cerana (Asiatic honeybee) is the source of this 2238-nucleotide messenger RNA. It is a transcript of the gene Vha55, whose product is annotated as V-type proton ATPase subunit Vha55. Gene Ontology annotation, molecular function: ATP binding; proton-transporting ATPase activity, rotational mechanism. Lineage: Eukaryota; Metazoa; Arthropoda; Insecta; Hymenoptera; Apidae. Gene Ontology annotation, biological process: ATP metabolic process; proton transmembrane transport; vacuolar acidification. The record is from RefSeq and is a predicted model, not a curated record. Gene Ontology annotation, cellular component: proton-transporting V-type ATPase, V1 domain.
UAAUCUAUCUCUUUUCAUUGAAGUAGUAUAACAGUACGUCCUACUGUUUGAUCGACCUAAAAGACUAGGAGAGGCAUUCAACAAAGAUGUAUCCGAAAAGUAUCGGAGAACGUCAAGCUAAUAAAGAACAUGUAUUGGCUGUUUCAAGAGAUUUUAUAUCACAGCCACGACUUACAUAUAAAACCGUCUCAGGUGUAAAUGGACCAUUGGUAAUAUUAGAUGAAGUCAAAUUUCCAAAAUUUGCAGAAAUUGUUCAGUUAAAACUUGCUGAUGGAUCUACAAGAUCUGGUCAAGUAUUAGAAGUAUCAGGUUCUAAAGCAGUUGUUCAGGUGUUUGAGGGUACUUCUGGUAUUGAUGCAAAAAAUACUCUUUGUGAAUUUACUGGCGAUACUCUUCGGACUCCCGUAUCUGAAGAUAUGUUAGGACGUGUUUUUAAUGGAUCUGGAAAACCAAUUGAUAAAGGUCCUCCUAUUCUUGCGGAAGAUUUUUUGGAUAUUGAAGGACAACCAAUUAAUCCAUGGUCACGUAUCUAUCCUAAAGAAAUGAUUCAAACAGGUAUCUCAGCUAUUGAUGUUAUGAAUUCUAUUGCUCGUGGGCAAAAGAUUCCUAUUUUCUCAGCUGCUGGUUUACCACACAAUGAGAUUGCUGCACAAAUUUGUCGUCAAGCUGGUCUUGUAAAGUUACCUGGAAAAUCAGUUUUGGAUUCUCAUGAAGAUAAUUUUGCCAUUGUAUUUGCUGCUAUGGGUGUGAAUAUGGAAACUGCUCGUUUUUUCAAGCAAGAUUUUGAAGAAAAUGGUUCUAUGGAAAAUGUGUGCCUUUUUUUAAAUUUAGCUAAUGAUCCUACUAUUGAAAGAAUUAUCACUCCACGUCUUGCUUUAACUGCAGCUGAAUUUUUGGCUUAUCAAUGCGAAAAACAUGUUCUAGUUAUACUAACUGAUAUGUCCUCUUAUGCUGAGGCUCUUCGUGAAGUAUCAGCUGCUCGUGAAGAAGUACCAGGACGACGUGGUUUUCCUGGUUAUAUGUAUACAGAUUUAGCAACUAUAUAUGAACGAGCUGGUCGAGUAGAAGGUCGUAAUGGUUCUAUUACUCAAAUCCCAAUUUUGACUAUGCCAAACGACGAUAUUACUCAUCCUAUUCCUGAUUUAACUGGAUAUAUUACUGAGGGUCAAAUUUAUGUUGAUCGUCAACUUCAUAAUAGACAAAUUUAUCCACCUGUUAAUGUACUUCCUUCACUAUCUCGACUUAUGAAGUCUGCUAUUGGUGAAGGAUGGACACGAAAAGAUCAUUCUGAUGUAUCUAAUCAAUUGUAUGCUUGUUAUGCUAUUGGAAAAGAUGUACAAGCUAUGAAAGCUGUUGUUGGUGAAGAAGCUUUAACACCAGAUGAUUUACUAUAUUUAGAAUUUCUUUCUAAGUUUGAGAAAAACUUUAUUUCUCAGGGAAGUUAUGAAAAUCGUACGGUUUUUGAAUCAUUGGAUAUUGGUUGGCAAUUAUUACGUAUUUUUCCUAAAGAGAUGCUCAAACGAAUUCCUACUAAUAUUCUCGCCGAAUUUUAUCCAAGAGAUUCACGUCAUUAGUUUUUUUUCAUAUUUAAAAUUAAAUCUUUUUUGUUUAAAAUGUAUAAAAAGAAUUAUGAAUGAAAGAAAUGGAAAAAUGGUUUGAUUCUCUGCUUUUUAAUGAUUAAAUUGAAAAAAAUCAUAUAUUUAUAUAAUUUUAAAAAUAUUAAAUUCAUAAAAUUAUUUCUGUAUCAAAUAUAAAUUAAAAUUGAAAUUAAUAAGUUUUAGUAAAUUAAUUAGCUGGAUAAUGUUAAAUGUGUAAUACAGAAAUAUAUAGAGAAUUACAUAUAUAAUUUAAUAUUAAUUCUAUAUCGUUAAAAUAUAAUUUUAAUAAUAAUAGAUAUUUUGUGCGAAUAAUCACUUAUAACAAGUGAUUGUGUAAAAUAUAAUAUAUUAUUCAGUAUUAACAUAAAAAAAAAUAUCAUUAUAUAACUUUAUAUUUUUCGGUUUCACAUUCCAAUAUAAAAUUUUCAUCUAUAGAAAUAUUAUACUCAAUUAAAAGAAAAAAAAAAUAUUAAACGUUACUUGAUGUUGAUAAAAAUGUUUAAUCUUUUAUGCACAGAUUGUUUAAUCCAUAUUUUAUAAAUGUAUCUUUGUUGUUUUAAUAUUGUUGUUUUAAUAUUGUAAAAAAAUAUUUGUCUCAAAUAAAUAUGUAAAAUAUACUAUAAAUGUAUCUACGGUAAAA